AUGUUGAAUUCAAUAUUUCGGGGUUUGCUUAACUUUGAAGAACCUCUAAAUAAGGUAAUAGAGGUUCGUUCGGACAAUUAUAUUUCAAGACAAAUUCAUUGUAGAGAAGAUUCUAUGUUGCUUUAUUUACCUAAAACACCCAAUGAUGGAAGAAAUUCUAAAGAUAAAUAUUAUGAAAUCGUACUGCAUAAACCUUUUACCGAAAGCUUACAUCAGAUGUACAGCUUAUUUAGAUCUGAAAGUCGCGAGGAAUGUGAAGAAAGAUUUAUUGUAUUUAAAGAAAGAAUUCCACUUUAUGUCAAAGUAACCAAGGAAUGUAAUGUGGCGAGUCUUCAAAAAAUAUGUGACACACUCUCAGAGCAUAGAUCAUGGACGUUGGCUCACUUGGUAGCUCACUAUGGGCUAUGUGAACUAUUUAAUGAUCCCGAUAUACAGAAACAGAUUGAUGAUAUUGAUCCAACCACUGGGAUAACGCCUUUAAUGGUUGCAAUCAAAAAUAACAACAUAAGAAUGGUGCAGAGUCUGCUAUCGUUAAAUUGUAGUUUGGAUAUAAUUGAUACAGAGGGCAACACAGUCUUCCACUAUGCAGCGGCAAGUAACAAAGAAAUUGUUAAUGCUUUGACUGCAAAAACAAUAUCAUUCCUGAACAAGUACAACAAGCAAGGGUAUACGCCAUUGCACAUGGCUUGCCUCGCAGAUGCACCUGAUUGUGUACGCGCCCUUAUAUUGGCGGGGGCGGAUGUUAAUCUGUCAGCAACACCCAGAAAUUAUAAUACUAGCACAAUACCGGGUAUCGUGGGUGAUGUACUUCAAGACAAUCAGCCGAAGCUUUACCAACAGGACAUGAAACGAGGCGGCACACCUUUACAUUGGGCUAUAUCGAGAGAGGUUGUUGAGGCGCUUGCGAACAAAAACUGUGACAUCAAUGCAGUCAACUUUGAUGGGAGAACCGCCCUUCAUGUGAUGGUAUUAAGGGGCAGAUUGGAAUGUGCUAUCGCGUUACUUUCGAGGGCUGCAGAACAUUCCAUUGGGGAUAACGAAGGCAACACACCAUUGCAUUUAGCAGUGAAGCAGACUAAUAUAGCUAUUGUCCAAGCUCUCGUGGUUUUUGGAGCGGAUUUGGAAGCGAAAAAUAAAUCUGGUUUCACAGCGAGACACACAGUCCCAAAAGAAAUGUCGAACAACAACUACGACAAGAUCCUUUAUAUACUGCACUCUGUUGGAGCUGAACGAUGUUCGUCCAGUACUUCGGGUUGCGGUCCUGGCUGCGCUGCCCGCGGUGAGUAUAAUGGAGUCCCGCCUCAAGCGGUCGCGCGCGCCGCUACAAGGGAGAUGGUCAGCGACAUGAUCACAGCUGCUACCAUGGACCGCGCCGCAGCUAUGGACCCCAACGAGAAGGUCGGACGGCUACUUUGUUUAGAUGGAGGGGGUAUUCGUGGUUUAGUGUUGGUUCAAUUGCUUCUAAACCUCGAGGCUGCUGUCGGUAGAUCUAUCAUUGAGUGCUUCGACUGGGUAGCUGGCACAAGUACCGGGGGAAUAUUAGCUUUAGCUUUGGCUACCGGAAAGAGUUUGAGGGAUUGUCAAAGGUUGUACUUCAGAAUGAAAGAAUUCGCGUUCGUUGGAUCAAGACCGUACCCUUCGGAGGCUUUGGAGACGAUUUUGAAAGAAAAUUUAGGAACGCAAACUGUCAUGGCAGACAUAAAGAAACCGAAUUUAAUGAUACUAGCCGUUCUGGCUGAUCGCAAACCAGUUGAUCUUCAUAUAUUCAGGAACUACCAGUCCGCGCAAGAAAUAUUAAACGAUUACAAUGGAACUGCUAGUCCUCACGCUGAGGCCGGAGAUCAAUCUACAGUGGUUUCUCUCCCGCCGCCGCCGCCUCCUUCUCAACAACUCGUGUGGGAAGCGGCACGAGCCACCGGCGCUGCUCCUUCAUACUUUAGGGCUUCGGGCAGAUAUCUGGACGGUGGUCUGAUGGGUAAUAAUCCGACUCUGGACGCGUUAACCGAACUAGCGGAACUACGACUCGCUCUUGAAGGCACGGGACAACGCGAGAAGGCUAAGAGUACUUACCUCAAGGUCGUCGUAUCCUGUGGAACUGGUCUCAUUCCCGUUUCAAAAUUGAAAGAUAUCGAUGUUUUCAAGCCGGAAAGUUUAUGGGACACUGCUAGAGUGGCUUGGGGGCUGUCUAACAUCGGAGGCUUAUUGGUGGAUCAGGCUACACAGUCGGACGGUCGUGUAGUGGAGCGCGCUCGUUCGUGGUGUUGGUCGCUCGGCACCCCCUACUACCGGUUCGCUCCUCAGAUGUCGCGCGACGUGGCGAUGGACGAACGACUCGACGAAAGGCUCGUAACUAUGCUGUGGGAAGCUCACGCGUACAUGCGCAGCCAACGAGAUAGACUCGUCGAACUCGCCACGCUGCUGAGAUCCAAUGAUAUACCGAUGUCCGUUUAA
Molecule: messenger RNA, 2451 nt
Organism: Danaus chrysippus (African queen)
Lineage: Eukaryota; Metazoa; Arthropoda; Insecta; Lepidoptera; Nymphalidae
Source: the annotation of a GenBank genome assembly